This is a messenger RNA of Puccinia triticina, 417 nucleotides long. RefSeq lists its product as uncharacterized. NCBI's taxonomy places the organism in Eukaryota, Fungi, Basidiomycota, Pucciniomycetes, Pucciniales, Pucciniaceae. The record is from RefSeq and is a predicted model, not a curated record. The transcript has 2 exons. The coding region runs from base 1 to 417 and encodes 138 amino acids.
AUGGACAACUUGCUCCAAAAGACUCUCAAUGCCACCACUUGGAUCUUUGCGUCUGAUCAGAGUGGAAACAUGUCCGUCGGGAUCAAGCAAACUGGUAAAUUUCAGCACAGUAGCUUCCUCGCUGGAGGCUUGGUGAAAAAUGCGGAAAAUCACCCCAACAUUCAACCUGCGGACAAACCUCAAGAUAUCGUAAUCCUGGAGACCAUUGAUGAAGCCAAAGAAGCCUCUGGAAGCAAAUAUGGCAAUGCCAAUGAUGAAGCCCCGUACGAUGAGUGGGAAUCAGAAGAUGAUUUGGAUGACAAUAGUAGUACUGCGCCUGAAAUACGUCAGCAAUCGGAAACUCAAGGACAAAAGACUCAGUCUAAGCACAGCAGGGCUUUGAAGCUGCGGGAUUCAACCGAUAGGGUGAGCAUAUAA